Molecule: messenger RNA, 1647 nt
Organism: Solanum tuberosum (potato)
Lineage: Eukaryota; Viridiplantae; Streptophyta; Magnoliopsida; Solanales; Solanaceae
Product: protein EXORDIUM-like 5
Exons: 1
Coding region: 265-1323 (352 amino acids)
Source: RefSeq, a predicted model, not a curated record
UCUGGUGGGUAUCAAGUUCCAUCAAUCAGCCAAAUUUUUGAAUGUCUAAACUAGAUGGAUUAUAUAUUCUGAAAGUAACAAGGGAAUCAAGAGCCUUUUGGGAGGAGUGGUGCUUGGAGCCCACAACAAUGGCAGCUGUCUCCAGCCAAUUUCCCUCCUUAAACCCAAACCCCAUAAAAUCCCUCUUUAUAUAAUCUGCCCCCACCCCUUCUUCUUCCUCACCCAUUUACCCUCAACGCUCCCACUCUUCUUAUUCUUCCAUUUAUGUCUUCUUUCGUAAUGUAUGGAACUUUACUGAAUCUGUUUCUUUUGUUUAUCGUCCUUCAGUUUGGAUCUAACAAUGGAUCCCCUACUGAACAAACUCUUGAUCUCCAAAACCCAAAUUUCUUCAACCCAAAACUCCCUCCGAGGACACUAUCUUCGAACAAGAAAUUUGAAGGUUCUUCAGACCUUGUAAACCUUCGUUACCAUAUGGGUCCAGUUCUUUCUUCUCCGAUCAACAUUUACCUCAUUUGGUACGGGAAAUGGGCACCGUCGCAGCAACUCCUCAUUAAGGACUUCCUUCUUUCCGUUUCCACUUUCAAUCAUCGCGCUGCGCCUUCACCUUCAGUUGCUGAGUGGUGGAGCACCGUUUCCUUAUACACCGAUCAAACCGGAGCUAACAUUUCUCGAUCUGUACUCAUCGCCGGAGAAUACUCCGAUCGUAAAUACUCCCAAGGUACCCACCUCAACCGUCUCUCAAUUCAAGACGUCAUUGCCGAAGCUGUUAAAUCAAAACCCUUUACAGUCGACCACAAGAAAGGAAUCUACCUCGUCUUAACUUCCGUUGACGUAACGAUGCAGGAUUUCUGCCGCGCUGUCUGUGGGUUUCACUACUUCACCUUCGCAUCAAAAGUCGGUUACACGCUUCCCUACGCUUGGGUUGGGAAUUCCGGUAAGCAAUGCCCUGAAGUCUGUGCAUAUCCAUUUGCUGUUCCGGGAUAUAUGGGAGGAAAUGGACCUGCUGCAUUGAAAUCCCCAAACGGUGACGUUGGAGUUGACGGGAUGAUAAGCGUUAUAGGUCACGAACUAGCUGAGCUAUCGUCAAAUCCAUUAGUAAACGCUUGGUAUGCAGGGGAGGACCCAGUUGCUCCGACGGAAAUCGGUGAUUUGUGUGAGGGGCUGUACGGUACAGGGGGCGGUGGAGGGUAUAUGGGGCAGGUAAUGAAGGACAGAGAUGGCCGGACUUACAACUUGAAUGGAAGAAGAGGAAGAAAGUUUUUGGUGCAGUGGAUCUGGAGCCCAAUUCUCAAAGCUUGUGCUGGUCCCAAUGCGAUGGACUAAUGAAUAAUGGAGACUCAUAUCUGUAGAUUAUUAGCUUAAAAAACUCCAAAUAAAGCGAAAAUGGAGAUUGCACAGCACAGAAACAGAGUAAAAUCUCAUUAUACAAUUUUUCUGUCUGUGCGCGGUGCAAGAAAUGGAGAAGAUGGUUCAGAGACUGGUUUUUGGCCUUUUGGGAGUUGCUAUUACUUUAUUUUUAUUUUUAUUUUAGUCUUUUUUUUUUGUGGAUUUAUUUUCCAUUAAAUCGUAAUACCAAUGUAAAAAGAGGAUAUUUAUUAAAUUUCUUGGUGAUUCCUAAUACACAUUUAAGUUAAUUUUAUUAGAAAC